Messenger RNA from Heterobasidion irregulare TC 32-1, 790 nucleotides. RefSeq lists its product as uncharacterized. The coding region runs from base 260 to 499 and encodes 79 amino acids. NCBI's taxonomy places the organism in Eukaryota, Fungi, Basidiomycota, Agaricomycetes, Russulales, Bondarzewiaceae. The transcript is spliced from 2 exons. The record is from RefSeq and is a predicted model, not a curated record.
CUGCGUCACCACUGAGACCCCGCAGUCCAACUACAGUUGGCGUCCUCACACUGUCGCCGUCCCUCCACGUGCCCUCGCUUCCGCACACAGAGGAUCACAAAUAUUAAGCCAUACGCGCUUCAGCGCGUCGAUGAGGAGGUCAAGGAGCAGCUGGUGGCGGAGAAAUGAGCUAGGCAGAGGAAGGCUGAGCGUUACCAAGCCUCCUUGUCGUUAUGGCUGCUCGCUCACUUGACCUCCUAGUUAGACAAUCCCGCCUCUGAUGCGUGCACGUACGACCCCUCGACGACAGGAACCUGCCUUCGCCUGCGACCCACAACCGCCCGCGCGUCCCCUCGAUCCCACACCUGUCUCCUCUAGUCCACGCUCGCUCGCCACCGAGUGCCUUCGACUGCAUCAACCCCUUGGGCCCACGCACCCGUCUUCGCCUGCGACCUACAUCCGCACUCGUGCGUCUCGUCAAGCCCAUGCACGCAUGCUCGAGCCCUCGACCUAUUGUUGACUCCUCGUCUAGUCCUCCCUCGUUCUGGGUUAUCGCCGAGAGCGCACCCGCGCUCAAUGCUGCACAUGCUGAACCCCUUGUCCUCACUUCCUCACAUCCUUUUCUCCUUUUGGCCCCUCAACCCCGCGCACAACAUACCUCGCGCACACUCGACCUCGAACAUACUCGACCCUUCUUCCCUUCGUUCUCCCAACCCUUUCAGCCCUCGGCCUUCACGCCCUCAGCCCCUCAUUUGUCCAUUGUCACGCCCUCGACCUUACCUAUCUGGCUGGCAGUGGAGGAAUGAAUGGC